Molecule: messenger RNA, 1892 nt
Organism: Centruroides sculpturatus (bark scorpion)
Lineage: Eukaryota; Metazoa; Arthropoda; Arachnida; Scorpiones; Buthidae
Product: voltage-dependent calcium channel type A subunit alpha-1-like
Exons: 8
Coding region: 264-998 (244 amino acids)
Biological process (GO): chemical synaptic transmission; calcium ion import across plasma membrane
Cellular component (GO): membrane; voltage-gated calcium channel complex
Molecular function (GO): high voltage-gated calcium channel activity
Source: RefSeq, a predicted model, not a curated record
UUUCAUUUCAGGCUGUUUUUGAUUGUGUUGUAACAUCACUCAAAAAUGUCGUCAACAUACUCAUUGUGUAUAUAUUAUUUCAAUUCAUUUUUGCAGUAAUAGCUGUUCAGCUAUUUAAUGGAAAAUUUUUUUAUUGCACUGAUGAAUCAAGAUUAUUUAAAGAAGAUUGUCAAGGUGAAUACUAUGUAUAUUCAGACAACGAUAGACCACCAACAGUAGAGAAAAGAGAAUGGAAACAACAAGCUUUUCAUUAUGAUAACGUGAUGGCUGCUAUGUUAACAUUAUUUACUGUUCAAACAGGAGAAGGUUGGCCACUUGUUUUGCAAAGUUCCAUGGAUUCAACAUAUGAAGAUCAAGGCCCAUUGCCCCGUUUUAGAGUUGAAAUGGCCAUUUUUUAUGUCAUAUUUUUUGUAGUGUUUCCAUUUUUCUUUGUUAACAUCUUUGUUGCAUUAAUUAUCAUCACUUUUCAAGAACAAGGUGAAAAAGAAUUAGAAGAAGGUGAUUUAGAUAAGAAUCAGAAAUCUUGUAUUGAUUUUGCAAUACAAGCAAAGCCUCUGCAGAGGUACAUGCCCAAAAACAAAUAUGGUAUCAAAUAUAAAAUUUGGAAAGUAGUUGUAUCAACUAUUUUUGAAUAUUGUAUUAUGAUAUUAAUUGUGCUCAAUACUUUACUACUUAUGAUGAAGAAUUUCUUCAAGGAUCCUUGGAACACAUUUGAUUUUAUUACUGUGAUAGGAAGUGUCAUUGAUGCUUUGGUUAUGGAAAUUGGGGUAAGUACUCAAGUUAAUUUCUUCAAUGUUGGUUUCCUUCGAUUAUUUCGAGCUGCCCGAUUGAUCAAACUUCUGCGUCAGGGUUAUACCAUCCGAAUACUUUUAUGGACUUUCAUCCAAUCUUUUAAAGCUCUGCCAUAUGUUUGCCUUCUUAUUGCUAUGCUAUUCUUUAUCUAUGCUAUUAUUGGAAUGCAGUAUCCAGAAGCUUCCAAAACUGUGGGAGUGAUUUAAUGAACUGAAGGGGAACUUUAUGGGAAAUUGAUGCAGGUAUGGAUUUUUUUAAUUGUUAUUUUAUAAUUUAUGAAAAAAUUGCGGAUACUUUUUAAAAGCCCUAAUAUUUACAUUAAUUUUUUUUUGUUAGAUGCAUUUUAUGUUUUUUGGUUAUUUUACAUUUUACAGAGUAAUCUUAAACUAGUUAUUUAAGUUUAAGCAGAGUGAUUUCUCAUCAAAUUAAUUAUAAAAUUUAGAAAAAAAUUAUACUUCCUUUCCUGUCAUUAAAAAACUUUGAUAGGAUAUAUAUGUAACUAAAUAGUUACAGAAUUGUCAUAUAUAAUCUGUCCUGUAUUUCUGAUAUUAUGAUUAAAAUGAACAUAAUUUUACAAUAACAUUAGAAGAUAAUUUAGUGAUAUGAUAUAAUGAGCUAACUGAAUUUCUUGCUAUAUAAAUUAAAAUAUACUUAUCCUAAAUAACCUAUGUUAAAUUAUAAAAAAUAAUUUUUUUGAGGAACUGAGAUAUAAAAGUUUGGUGCAGAGUCCAACACAUACCUUUCAUCCAAGAAAUGUUUAAAUUAAAGUUUUUAUAUUUUUUGGUUCUUAAAAAGUUUAAUAACUUAUAUAAUAAAGUAAAUUUUUAUAUAUUUUUGGGAAACUAGUUUGAUUUUUCUUAAAGAUAUUUUGUAAAAAUACAAAUUUUAAAGUAAUUUAACUGUGUGGUUGAUAGAAGGUUUGUUUGUUCUUUUCACAUUGUUUUCUAAACAGUAACUAGAUAAACAAAUGAAAAAAACUGGAUUUUAAUAUCCUAUUGAUGACCGGACCAGUAUAGUUAAUCAAAUUUUUACUAUAUAAGGAAGCAUAUCUUUUGUUAUAUGAAAGACAAAUUGAUUUUACCAUAUUGCUUCAGUUUUGU